CGUGACACGGAAGGCGAAGGGUCGCGUCUCGUUUUCCUGUAUCCUCCUCUUUUCCCCACUCACCGUGCAGGAAGGCGAAGGGUCCAGGCGUCCGGCACUUCAGCUUCUCCCGUUGCUCCUUGCGUCUUCUCCGACCGGGUUCUUGUCCGGCGACCCUGAGGCUGUGGCACUUGAGGAAAGCGACCCAUGGAGCUCGAGGCCAUUGGAAAGCGACCCCGUGCAAGCAGCGGCGGCAGCAGCAGCAGCUUGGCUAGCGACAGGCUGAGCUCCCUACCGGAUUGCCUCAUCCACCACAUCAUGUCCUUCUUGAAGGCCCGGCAGGUGGUGCAGACCUGCGUGCUGUCCACCAGAUGGAGGCACCUCUGGCGCUCUGUGCCAUGCCUCGACAUUGACCAGGAGGAGUUCAAGACCGCAGGCCCGAACCGCGAUGAAGAGAAGGAAUGGCAUGACUUCGCGGACUUCACCGACCAUCUGCUUAUACCUAAUAAUAUUUCCAUUGCGCACUUGGAUACGUUCCAGCUGCAGCUUAGUGUCUCCAAAUAUCCAUACGAUAAGGAUAAACAGGCAGCCAGAUGGAUCCGUCAUGGCAUAAAGUACAGUGGUCAGGAUCCUGGCAUUCAGUGUAUGAAAUUGAACUCUGCCUCCUGGCGCCUCAAAAGGCUGCACCUUUCCAAUUUAUAUUUGGAUGACAGUUUCAUGAAUCAUAUCAGUUCAGGGUGCCAAUAUCUGGAGGAUUUGGAGCUGAAAUCUUGCAACUGUUCAUUUCAUGAGAUCACAUCCCACACAAUGAAGAACUUGAUUCUGAAGGGCUGCCAGUGCUAUGCACUUUCUGUCAUUACAUCACCCAUGCUGAAUAGCUUAAUUAUUAAUGGAGGUUGGUUCGCAUUUAUUUCUCUGCGGGUUAUUGCCCCUGCUGUUGCUUAUCUGCUCCUGGACGUGAGUGCUUAUUCCUUUCGAGGCUGUGUUUCAUUUGAUGAGAUGUCAUCUCUUGCCGAGGCUUCCAUUUUUCUAAGGAACUGUGUAAGAAGUGAACUCAGCAAGGACCAAUUCAAGCUUCUUUGUAGUUUGUCUAAUGUUACAAAUUUGGUGUUGUCAGGUUUCCAAACAAUGGUGAUCGGUGAAGAAUUCCCAGAAUUUCAGAACCUUAGGACAUUGUUAUUGGAGAAAUGUGAUCUUAGUGAUAACUUCCAGAUGUUGGGACACUUUCUUCAGCAUUCGCCUAAUUUGGAGAAGCUCACUUUGGACCAUUGCAAGUUCUCAAAGGAUCCUAAGAGAAAGAAAGGAAAUGUCAAGUCGAACAAGGCGUAUCUGAACCAGUUUGAUGUCCGGUGCAAGAACCUCAAGCUUACUAAAAUUAUCUACAACGAUGACGAUGCCCAAAAGCUGCUGAACCUUUUGUUUAGCAUUUCUAGUGAUCUGCCCAAGAAUAACAUAAAAUUCACCAAGGUUGGUCCAGGUCAUCCUUAGCCUAGGUUAUCUGUCGCUUGUCACGCUGGGGCUUCUAUGAACUUUGCUUGUGUGCCUCCGCUGUGUUGGGAUGUCCUUAGUUAAAGUGUUGAGCAUGUGCUUUUGAACUCAUUUCUAGAUAACUUAGUUGUAUGAGUUAUGGUACUGUUUUUUUGUUGUCUGCACCUCAAGUCUUUAUAUGUAAGCUUACAUGCUUCAAAGUGAACAGAAAGUUGCAUGUUUGCUUCGUUUUGUUGUUAUAUCUGAAUUCAAGUUUGGCAGAUGGAGGCCUUUUCGAAUAUGAAUCUUUGAGUUCAUUUCGUCCUUCUGUUUGCAUGCAUUCACUAA
Sorghum bicolor (sorghum) is the source of this 1794-nucleotide messenger RNA. Its product is annotated as putative FBD-associated F-box protein At5g38570. Lineage: Eukaryota; Viridiplantae; Streptophyta; Magnoliopsida; Poales; Poaceae. The record is from RefSeq and is a predicted model, not a curated record. Bases 187 to 1467 code for a protein of 426 amino acids. Gene Ontology annotation, molecular function: protein binding. The transcript has 4 exons.